AUGUCAAGAAUCGAGUGGUACGCAGGGUCUGGUGAGACAGUUUCGAGAUAUUUCAACGCAGUUCUUAGGACAGUCUUACAACUUCACACUGUUUUGUUAAGAAAACCAGAACCGAUCACAAAUACAUGCACCGAUGGAAGAUGGAAGUGGUUUCAGAAUUGUCUAGGUGCGCUAGACGACACAUACAUUAAAGUGAAUGUUAGUGUCGUCGAUCGACCUCGAUAUAGGACGAGAAAGGGAGAGAUUGCCACAAACGUUCUUGCGGUGUGUGAUCAAAAUGGGGAGGGAUAUUAUUACCUAUGUGAUGCUGGAUACCCCAACGCUGAAGGAUUCUUGGCACCGUACAGAGGGGAACGAUACCAUCUCUCCGAUUGGCGUGGAGCAGGAAACACAUCAAACUGCAAGAGAAUUUUUAAACAUGAAACAUUCUUCAGCAAGGAACGUUAUCGAGCGAGCGUUUGGUUGCUAAAGGGGCAGUGGGCUAUUCUUAGGAGAAAAUCAUUCUACCCAAUACAAGUCCAAUGUCGAACAAUAACUGCAUGUUGCCUUAUUCACAACUUAAUCACAAGGGAGAUGGGAAUCGGUACAAUGCUUAAUGUGCCCGAUGAAGAGAAUUCUGCAUCAGUUGGUCUUGAUGGGGAUCAUAUUGAAUUUGUUGAAUCAUUGGAGGAAUGGAUCAAGUUUAGGGAUGACUUAACAGUCAAAAUGUUUACUCAAUGGCAAAGAGCCUGA
Benincasa hispida (wax gourd) is the source of this 732-nucleotide messenger RNA. Lineage: Eukaryota; Viridiplantae; Streptophyta; Magnoliopsida; Cucurbitales; Cucurbitaceae. The record is from RefSeq and is a predicted model, not a curated record.